This is a messenger RNA of Acanthosepion pharaonis, 456 nucleotides long. The record is from the annotation of a GenBank genome assembly. Lineage: Eukaryota; Metazoa; Mollusca; Cephalopoda; Sepiida; Sepiidae.
AUGCUUCAGAGACGACUUCAUGUCCCAGCUUUAUUCCUUCAAGGCUGUAGAAGAUUCCUUUCAGCAACCAAUGGUGUGGUAAUGCUUCAGAGACGACUUCAUGUCCCAGCUUUAUUCCUUCAAGGCUGUAUGAAGAUUCCUUUUCAACAGCAAAUAAUGAUAGCUCAGAGACGACUUCAUGUCCCAGCUUUUAUUCCUUCAAGGGCUGUAGAAGAUUCCUUUCAGCAACAAAUAAUAAUGCUUCAAGGACGACUUCAUAUCCCAGCUUUAUUCCUUCAAGGCUGUAGAAGAUUCCUUUCAACAACAAAUAAUAAUGCUUCAGAGACGACUUCAUGUUCCAGCUUUAUUCCUUCAAAGGCUGUAGAAGAUUCCUUUCAAGCAACAGUAAUAUUCACUUCAGAACGACUUCAUGUCCCAGCUUUAUUCCUUCAAGGCUGUGAAGAUUCCUUUCCUUAA